Messenger RNA from Jaminaea rosea, 2310 nucleotides. RefSeq lists its product as hypothetical. Gene Ontology annotation, biological process: heme biosynthetic process. Bases 63 to 2093 code for a protein of 676 amino acids. Gene Ontology annotation, cellular component: cytoplasm. NCBI's taxonomy places the organism in Eukaryota, Fungi, Basidiomycota, Exobasidiomycetes, Microstromatales. The transcript has a single exon. The record is from RefSeq and is a predicted model, not a curated record. Gene Ontology annotation, molecular function: hydroxymethylbilane synthase activity.
UCUCCACUCGCCUUGCUUCUUCUCCUCUUCAACGUCCUCAACCCCCCAUACAGGACCACAGCAUGACAUCGUCAGAAUCAUCAACAGCCUCAGCAUCCGCAUCUGCAUCUAACCCGGCCCCACCACACGCAGGUGACGCACAAUGUCCCGUACCACAUGCAGCUCAGCAACCCCUCCCUCCUGGCCACCCGGCAGUUGCCACGGCUCCCUCUUCCUCACUCAAACCGCCAACAGACCCACGCUGCAUCUUCUUCCGUACGCAGGACGAUGUGCAGAGUGCUAGUGCCAGCGGCACCAACACGCCCACCUCUGAGCGAUCACGCGCUGAGCUCCUCGCUGCAGCCAACAUCAAUCCGUUGGCCGAGCAGGAGGCAAGGACCGCUGAUCCCGAGACGACGUUUGUCCUGGGCAGCCGCAAUUCCCAAUUGGCCCUCGUUCAGGCAAGCCACGUCAGCCAUAUGCUCUCGCAGAGGUACGGCACAGACUCCCCAUCAGCGCCUUCUUCGUCCAACCGCCCCGCCAGCUUCCCCAUCACAUCAAUGAGCACUGCGGGCGACCACAACCUCAAGUCUCCACUGUACGUCAUCGGCGGAGAGGGAAAGGCCAUCUGGACAAAGGAGCUCGAGGUGGCACUGAAGCUCGGAGCAAUCGAUGCCGUGGUGCACUGCUUGAAGGAUGUGCCGACCACAAUACCCGACGACUUUGUCAUUGGCGCCAUCCUCGAGCGGGAGGACCCGCGUGACGCUCUGGUAGUCAAAGCGGGCUUGCCGUACAAGACUCUGGAUGAGUUGCCCACAGGUAGUGUCAUUGGUACCAGCUCUGUGCGACGGGUAGCUCAGCUCAGACGCCGCUACCCUGGCUUGGUCUUUUCGGACGUGCGUGGCAAUCUAGGAACCCGCAUCUCAAAGCUCGACGCCCCCCAAGGCCCUUAUACAGCAAUCGUCCUCGCUGCGGCGGGUCUGUUGCGCAUCAAUCUCGGACAUCGCAUCACCGCAUUUUUGCAGAAGCCUGUCCUCCUCUACUCGGUCGGUCAGGGUUCGCUCGCCAUCGAAGUGCGAAAGCCGAAGGAAGGGGCGGACCCCAAGACGGAUCGAGACGCGAGGAUAUUGGAAAUGGUAAAAACGAUUGGAGACUGGCGGGCUACGGCGAGGCAGGAGGCAGAACGGGCUCUGCUCAAGGAGCUGGAAGGUGGUUGCUCUAUUCCUGUGGGGGUAGAGACGAGGUUUGAGGACCACGAGGACGUCGAGGGAGCGGGAAGGGAGCAGGGAGACGUCGUGACAGGCGUCGAGGGAGAGGCGUCAGCGGAAGGUCAUGCGGUCACCAAGACUGCAGCAAGGGCUGUGGAAGCGUUGCAGAGUGGCAAGGGAGCAGAGAGCCCUGUCCCGGCCACUAAGACGGCAGCUCCUUCGCUCAGACGGCUGGCGACGGACAGAGCUGCGGCCGAGGUUCAAAGCAAUGGCAGUGCCGCAGACACAAAGGCAUCUUCGUCAGCGAAUGGCAGCUCAGCGUCGGCUCCUCAUCCAUCACCCCUGGAUACCCUUCCUUCUACAUCCUCCUACUCUUCCUCCCCGAUCACGCAAGCGCAUCUACCCCCUCCCUCGCCGCUGACCCUGACCUUGACAGCAAUCGUCGUCUCGCUGGACGGAUCUCGCUCUUGUUCAACAACGCACUCGGCCAGCAUUCCUGACAUCAGCGCCGCCCGCCAACUCGGCAUUCGUGUCGCCCGCGAGCUGCGCGAUGAGAAAGGGGCAAAAGCUAUCCUAGAGGAGGUGGAGCGCCAUCGCCACUUGGCAGAGGAGAUGGACCGCAAACGACGUGAGGAGGCGAAGAAGCGUCGUGAACUGCAUGAAGGUGGGACUGACGCGGAACAGCAGGAGAGGGAGAGUCGGUUGAAACUCGAUGAGCUCUUGGCCAAGGCUGGCCAAGAGAGCAAUGGACGAGCGCGGGCGGGUAGCAGCGCCGCUGGGGAAGAGCACCCGACAGAUGAAGCGCUGCGGAGGUUACAGGAACUGGUCCCGCAGGCUAAUGGAGGAGAGAUGGAUCGCCGUGGUAUGCCGAGGGAGGAUGGGCAGGAAAAGGUUUGGGAGGUGUGAGGGCGAGAUGCAAGCAUACACUUGCGUCAGAUGAAAUGGUGAUUAUCGAUUCCACUGCUCUAUGAUUGUCUUUCCUCGUCGCUCCAGUCGCUACGACUCUCCCCCUGUUAUUGGCAAAGCGAGCACAGCAAGCCAGCUAGGUAUCUUGGUCUCUGGCACCCAAGAGAGGCCAAAGAAGCGCAGAGUUAGGCCGCCGUGAGCAUUGUAUCUUCUAAAG